Messenger RNA from Gastrolobium bilobum, 1559 nucleotides. Its product is annotated as linamarin synthase 2-like. Gene Ontology annotation, molecular function: UDP-glycosyltransferase activity. The transcript is spliced from 2 exons. Lineage: Eukaryota; Viridiplantae; Streptophyta; Magnoliopsida; Fabales; Fabaceae. The record is from RefSeq and is a predicted model, not a curated record. Bases 12 to 1454 code for a protein of 480 amino acids.
AGAAGAAAAAAAUGAAGUCUUCACAUACAAAGUCCCAACCCCAUGUAGUGUGUGUUCCCUUCCCAGGACAGGGACAUAUAAACCCUUUUAUGCAAUUGGCCAAGGUCCUUCACUGGAAAGGGUUCCACAUAACUUUUGUCAACACUGAAUCCAAUCAUAGACGUUUGGUCAGGUCUCUGGGACAAACCUUUGUUAAGAGCCAACCAGGUUUUGAUUUUGAGACUAUCCCAGAUAGUUUACCACAAAGAGAUGGUGAUACAAACCCAGAUGUCUCAGCCCUGUGUGAUUCAACCCGAAAGAACUUUUUGGCACCAUUCAAGAAGCUUUUGACCAAGCUAAACACAUCUUCAAGGGUUCCUCCUGUUAGUUGCAUAAUAUCUGAUGGGGUCAUGAGCUUUGCAAUUAAAGCUGCUCAGGAAUUGAACAUACCUGAAGCUCAGUUUUGGACUGCAUCUGCUUGUGGAUUCAUGGGAUACUUGCAAUUCGGUGAACUAGCUAACAGAGGCAUUAUUCCAUUCAAAGAUAAUGAAUCCAUUACUGACAGUGCACUGGACAAGCCCAUAGAUUGGAUUCCAGGUAUGAAAAAUGUUAGACUCAAAGACAUGCCAAGCUUUAUCAGAACAACAAAUCUUGAUGAGACCAUGUUCAAUUUCAUGGGGUCAGAAGUAGAGAAAUGCUUGACAUCAUCAGCUAUCAUUUUUAACACAUUUCAAGAGUUUGAACUAGAAGUCCUUGCUGCAAUAAAGGCCAAGUUUCCCAACAUAUACAACAUUGGCCCACUUCCCUUGUUAUGUAGGCAUGUCCCUGAGAACAAGUUUAUGUCCCUUGGGUCAAGUUUAUGGGUGGAAGACUCCAAUUGCCUCAGUUGGCUAGAUAAAUGGCAACCCAAUUCAGUUAUAUAUGUGAAUUAUGGAAGUUGGACUGUGAUAACUGAGCAUCACCUAAAAGAACUUGCUUGGGGUCUUGCAAAUAGCAAGCACCCAUUUUUAUGGAUAAUUAGGCAUGAUGUAGUAAUGGGUGAAUCAGCAAUUUUACCUAAGGAGUUUUCUGAUGAGAUUAAAGAAAGGGGAUACAUCACAAGUUGGUGCCCUCAAGAUAGAGUACUUGCACAUCCAUCAAUUGGGCUUUUCUUAACACAUUGUGGAUGGAAUUCACUAACAGAAGCUAUAUGUGGGGGUGUGCCUAUCAUAUGCUGGCCUUUCUUUGCAGAGCAGCAAAUGAAUUGUAGAUAUGCGUGUACAAAUUGGAGAAUAGGGGUGGAGAUAAAUCAUGAUGUAAAGCGUGGAGAGAUUGCUGAGCUUGUUAAGGAAAUGAUGGAAGGAGAUAAGGCAAAGGAAAAGAAGCAAAACGUUUUAGAAUGGAGGAAAAAAGCAGUACAAGCAACGGAUAUAGGUGGCUCAUCCUAUAAUGAUUUCAAUAGGUUAAUAGAAGAGGCUCUUCAUUUUGGAGAGUGAUUCAAAAUUUCAUCAGUGUUAUGGUCUUGUAAGAGGCUAUUGUAAUAAAAGCCUCUUCUUCUUCUUCUUUUUAUUUUGUAGAGUAAUUUAAUAAAUUUAGUAAAU